CUCCCCAAGAAAAGAAAACUCCGUCCCUACCCCUUAUAUAAAAAGAAAAGAAGAAGAAGAAAACUCUAUCCCAAGGAGAAACUCGCCGCCGUCUCCUCUCCUCUCUACUAGUACUUGGUUCCGAAGAAGAAACACCACCAAGCACCCACCCCGUGUAGUAGAAAUAGAAACAAGUGCUUCGAAUUGCGAUCCGCAUCCGCCGACACGAUGUUUCUCACGAGGACGGAGUACGACCGUGGGGUCAACACCUUCUCCCCGGAGGGGCGGCUGUUCCAGGUCGAGUACGCCAUUGAGGCCAUCAAGUUGGGCUCCACUGCAAUCGGCUUGAUGACUAAGGAUGGUGUUGUACUGGCUGUUGAGAAACGUGUCACCUCACCGCUGCUGGAACCAAGCAGUGUGGAGAAAAUCAUGGAAAUUGAUGAGCAUGUCGGCUGUGCCAUGAGUGGCCUUAUUGCUGACGCCAGAACACUGGUUGAGCAUGCUCGUGUUGAGACUCAGGCAAGCUAUUUGGUUAUUUUACAUACAUGCAAGUCCUGCCCUCUAUUGGUUAACUUCACUUCAUAUGGUCACAAACAGAAUCAUAGGUUCUCAUAUGGGGAGCCAAUGACAGUAGAGUCUACCACACAAGCUAUCUGUGACUUAGCUUUGCGCUUUGGUGAAGGUGAUGAAGAAUCAAUGUCACGGCCGUUUGGAGUCUCUCUCCUUAUUGCCGGUCAUGAUGAAAAUGGACCCAGCAUGUACUACACAGACCCGUCGGGGACCUUCUGGCAGUGCAAUGCCAAGGCAAUUGGGUCGGGCUCUGAAGGAGCUGAUAGCUCAUUACAAGAGCAGUACAACAAGGAACUGACCAUCGCUGAGGCAGAGACCAUAGCCCUUUCUAUCCUGAAGCAGGUUAUGGAAGAAAAGGUGACCCCGAACAACGUUGACAUUGCGAAGGUCUCCCCUAGCUACCACCUCUACACCCCUGCAGAGGUUGAGGCGGUCAUCGCGAGGUUGUGAAGGAUUGCCACUUUGUGAGACAGCCUCUUGUAUUCCCAUGAACCCUAAAGCACAAUGAACGUAUGAACUCUGUUGUGGGUUUGGGUUGUCUGCCUACUGUUGAAGGGAUAUUAGUGCCUGCUUGGGCGUUGCAUCUGAUUCUCAUCUCCCAGUCCAGUCAUGUCUUUGUAGCACUAAGACGUGUCACCAAAAAGAAUUACUACACAUAUUUUUCAGCA
Molecule: messenger RNA, 1217 nt
Organism: Triticum aestivum (bread wheat)
Lineage: Eukaryota; Viridiplantae; Streptophyta; Magnoliopsida; Poales; Poaceae
Product: proteasome subunit alpha type-5
Exons: 8
Coding region: 208-999 (263 amino acids)
Biological process (GO): proteasome-mediated ubiquitin-dependent protein catabolic process
Cellular component (GO): proteasome core complex, alpha-subunit complex; proteasome core complex
Source: RefSeq, a predicted model, not a curated record